CGGGCUGCCUGCCGUCGCCGCCAUCGCCAUGAGUCAAGAUGACAGAUUUGCUUUCACUGCUGAGUGGUAUGACCCAAAUGCUUCACUCUUUCGGCGUUAUGAACUUCUGUAUUAUCCGAAAGAUGGAUCAGUUGAAAUGUAUGAUGUGAAGAACCGUCGCACUUUUCUGAAGCGCACCAAGUAUGAGAGCUUACACCUUGAGGAUUUAUUUGUGGGCAACAAAAUUACUGUUUUUUCCCGUCAUCUGUCCUUAGUGGACUAUGGGGAUCAAUAUACAGCCCGCAAGCUGGGGAGCCGCAAAGAGAGAACGCUGGCUUUGAUUAAACCUGAUGCAGUGCCCAAGAUUGGAGACUUAAUUGAUAUCAUUAUUAAUGCAGGAUUUACAAUAACUAAGGCCAAAAUGAUGGUGCUUUCAAGAAAAGAAGCAGCUGAUUUCUAUGUAGACCAUCAAUCAAAACCUUUUUAUAAUGAGCUUCUUCAGUUUAUAACGAGUGGUCCCAUUGUUGCUAUGGAAAUCUUAGGAGAUGAUGCAGUUUGUAAAUGGAAAACAUUACUGGGGCCAGCAAACUCUGCAGUGGCUCAGACUGAUGCACCAGACAGCAUUAGAGUGAACUUCGGACAUGAUGGCCUAAGAAAUGCAGCUCAUGGCCCAGAUUCUGUUGCUUCAGCUGCUCAAGAGCUGGAGUUGUUCUUUCCCUCCAGUGGAGGUCGUGGACCAGUCAACAGUGCAAAAUUCACAAACUGUACUUGUUGCAUUAUUAAACCUCAUGCGGUUAAUGAAGGGCUAGCUGGAAAGAUUAUAAAAGCCAUCAUAAAUGAAGGAUUUCAGAUCUCAGCUUUGCAGAUGUUCAACAUGGAGCGUGCAAAUGUGGAAGAAUUCUAUGAGAUUUACAAAGGUGUCGUCGCUGAAUACGUGGAGAUGGUUACAGAGUUGUGUUCAGGCCCUUGCAUAGCAAUGGAGAUUACACAACCCGAGCCUCCAAAAGUGUUCAGAGACUUCUGUGGUCCUUCUGACCCUGAAAUAGCCCGUCAUCUCCGACCUGGAACUCUGCGUGCUGUCUUUGGGAAGAACAAGAUUCAGAAUGCUGUCCACUGCACAGACCUACCUGAAGAUGGACUUCUGGAGGGACACCUUCUUAGCCCUUUCUUGGAUGACCACCAUGACUCCUGAUCUGUAUUGUCUCUAUAGUGAGCUUGUGUGGGGCUUGGAAUAUUACAGGCACUAGGGAUUCAAAUUCUCCAGGUAGGGUCCAGGUUUAUUUCUAGACAGUCAUAAUUAUGCACAUCAGUUGGUAUUUCCUGUGUUUUAUAUUAACU
Messenger RNA from Gymnogyps californianus (California condor), 1317 nucleotides. It is a transcript of the gene NME7, whose product is annotated as NME/NM23 family member 7. Gene Ontology annotation, cellular component: centrosome. Gene Ontology annotation, molecular function: ATP binding; nucleoside diphosphate kinase activity. Gene Ontology annotation, biological process: UTP biosynthetic process; CTP biosynthetic process; GTP biosynthetic process. The record is from RefSeq and is a predicted model, not a curated record. The transcript is spliced from 12 exons. NCBI's taxonomy places the organism in Eukaryota, Metazoa, Chordata, Aves, Accipitriformes, Cathartidae. The coding region runs from base 29 to 1171 and encodes 380 amino acids.